AUGUCGAAGCUGUUCAGACUAGUAAAGCCUGGCGAAAUGGCUGAAGUAAAGCGGCCGCCAUUGGACUGGACCCUCUGCAUUCUCUGUCAAGAGAAAUCGUCUGAAUAUCUUACCCAGCCUUGGAAGGGUAGAGGGCGAGGGAAUCAUGAAGCUAAAGGGACAAGUUAUCAGUCAUUCGCAACAAAUCUGUUAAAAUUUAAAGAACUAGGCAAAGUUCCUUUGAAUGUUGUUCCUGAACAAUUAGACGAUGGGUCUGGCAUUGAAGAGACAUUACAAACGAACAAAGCAAUGUGGCAUAAGACUUGCCGGAAUAUGUUCAGUGACAUGAGAUUGGAUCGGCAAAUAGAAAAGCGUGAACUAGAACCAGACAACGGUAUCAGCUGCAGCAGCAGAGUUAAAGUGAGACGGACUAGUGUUCAAGACUACCAUUCCACUGGACAGAAACAAGCUCUUUGCUUUUUCUGUGAUAAAGAAGCUGGAACUGCAGGACUGCAUGAUGUUACAACAACUGGGAUAGACCAGACGGUUCGAAAGUAUGCCACAGAGCUUCAAGAUACAAGACUCCUGGCUAAAUUGGCCCCAGGUGAUAUGAUAGCACUGGAUGCAAAGUAUCACAAGACUUGCCUGUCGGAUCUAUACAACAGGUAUAAACGGGUGAGAAACACAAGACUUCAAGGCUCUUCUGACAGUCACGACUCGUCCCAUAAAAGUAUCGCACUUGCGGAGCUGAUCUCUUACAUUGAUGAAAGGAGGAUGGUUGGGCCUAGUGUUCCUGUCUUCCGUCUUGUCGACCUUGUCUCUGUGUACACAGAGCGCCUGGUGGAACUGAGUCCGGACAAUACAGAGAUAAAGGUCAAUUCAACCCGUCUGAAAGAGCGGCUCCUAUUGCAUUGUCCAUAUCUGAAAGCUGUGAGGCAAGGAAGAGAUGUUCUCCUGACAUACGACACUGCGAUCGGAGAUGCCAUCCAAAUGACAUGCUUUGAUGAUGAUGAUUCUGAAGCGCUACAACUGGCAAAUGCAGCUUUAAUUAUCAGGAAGCAACUUUUCUCCCAAGGCAGAAAAUUCAAUGGAUCCUUGAUAAAUGAUUCAGCUGAAAACACAGUUCCUAGCAGACUGCUAGCACUGGUCAAUAUGAUCCUUGAUGGUCCGAGUAUCAAGUCGCAGACGCGAAAAGAUGGUUCGUCGACACGAGCAGCUCGAACCAUUAGUGAACUCAUAAUAUUCAAUAGCAUACAGGGCAAUCGUGUGAAGAAAGAUGCAGUUCGACAUAACGCUGACAGAGAGGUCCCUGUACCGACUUACAUAGGCCUGAAAGUUCAUGCGCAGACACGAAAUCGUGAAUUGAUUGACAGCCUCCACAAGCAUGGAUUGGCAAUAUCAUAUGAUCGGGUUCUCAAAAUAUCAUCAUCUAUCGCAAAUGGCAUCAUCAAUCGCUUUGAGGAGAAUGGAGUAGUCUGCCCGCCUCAGUUGAAGAAAGAUCUUUUCACGACAGGACAGGUUGACAACAUUGAUCAUAAUCCCAGCGCAACGACAGCAGUUGGCUCUUUUCAUGGAACUGCCCAUUCCUUGUGUCAGCACCCCACUGAGAACAAUCAAGGAACAGAUGCUGACCCGAUAGGUCUCGUUGACAUGGAGACAGGCAAGCGAAUCCAUCCUCUUCCUCUGGCAUACACAAACAUCUUGCCUGCACCAUCAAUGCCGAAGGAAUACAAAGCACCAGUGACGUACGGACCAAUGCGACCAGAUAGGGACAAGUUUGAUGAAGACCGCAUUAAUGAGAAAAAAUGGCUUGAGAAGCAGUUAUCUUUGAUGGAAGAAGGAGACCUUUCGGUUGGUGAUUUUGUGUCAUGGGCUGCAUACCAUGCAAAUAUGCAGAUGCAACAUACAUGUAAGCUGCCGACUACAAUUGCACUGAUGCCAUUAUUUCGUGAAGUAUCACACUCAUUUGCAACAAUAAUGCAUUGCAUGUAUACCAACCAACAAGCAACACACUUGUUAAACCCAGGACAAACACCAGUAUUGACGAUGGACCAACCUUUGUAUGCCCUUGGGAAACAGAUCCAGUGGCGAUUCCCAGAGCGCUAUGGUGAAGACAAGUAUGUGAUGAUGUUAGGCCCUCUUCAUAUCGAAAUGGCUGUCUUGAAAAUGCUUGGUGAUUUGCUGGAUAUGACUGGUUGGAGUAAUGCUAUCGCCCAAGCAGGAGUUGCUACACAAGGGACAGUGGAUAGUUUCAUUCAUGCAUCACAUGUAGCACGGACAAGGAGAGCCCAUCAAAUUACUGCUUCUUCACUGUACAUUCUCCAAAGGCAAUCUUUCAGGAAGGAAAAAGAAUCAGCCAUCCAUCAGUAUCCUGUUGCCGAGGAGAGCUUCACAGAAUGGUGUGAGCAGCGAAGCAAGUUCUACCCUAUGUUUCGAUUUUGGAGCACAGUGCUUGAUCUAGAACUGACUUUGUUGGCAUUUGUGCGAUCGAUUCGGACAUCAAAUUUUGAGUUGUACGUGCAGACAUUGUCUCAACUAGCUCCAUGGUUCUUUGCGCUAGACCAUAUCCACUAUGCCCGUUGGAUCCCUGUACACAUUAAGGACAUGGCAAGACUUGCCAAGCAGUGCCCAGAUGUACAUGAACACUUCAUGCGUGGUGCAUUCACAUCAAACAAAACUGGGAAUCUAUACUCUGCAAUUGGUUUGGAUCACGCGCAUGAGCAGGUGAAUGCUCAAGUCAAGGGUAACGGAGGAGCCAUCGGUCUGACAGAAGAUCCAGGUGCCCUACGACGAUGGAUGGUGGCAGGGCCGCAUCUAGCCAUGGUCAUUGAAGAGUAUGAGAGCAGUGCUGACAAGUCACCUGUGGAUACUAAUCCAAAGCAUCAUGAACAGAGUCCAUCGGCGCAAAAAUCCUUUGCUGAUGAUGUGCGAUCCCUUGUUGCUGUAAUGGAUGAGUUGGGGAAUCCAUUCAUGGAUCGUUCAAAGGAAUUGGUAACAAUAGAUUCACAAGAAGUCAUGCCGCAGAAAGUUGUGGAGGGUAUGGAGCAAGUUCACACCCUGGGAGAGAAGAAGUAUGAAACCUUCAUCGAGGAACGCCUCUUGAAAAACGAAACACCCAUCAGUGCACCCAUCAAACGAAAUUCACUUCCACUUUUCCGCAAUCGAAAGCAUGUGGGUCCAUCCAAGGAAAAGCAGACAAUAAUAGAUCUGAAGAGCGACUGCGCAUUGUUCUCACGACUAUACAUUGCCAGUCAGACAAGAGGAGGUGACAUCAAAGAAUUCUUCAAGCAUGAAAACCAAAAAUAUCCCCCAUCACUUUCUUCGUCUGGAACACUUAAACAAGGAACCAAAUCAGAAUUGGUUAGAUUGCUAGAGACUCUCCUCAAUACUCCGUCAGCUGUCACAAACACUCCAUCUACAGAUGUGACAAUCCUUGAUGGUGCGGCGCUUGUGCAUCUGAUUCCAGUUAAGGAAUCAAAAACCUUUGCUGAAUAUGCACAGGAAGUAUUCAUCCCGCACAUCUUGUUUGAACUUGGAAAGGUCAAGCGGGUUGAUCUUGUUUGGGACGUGUAUCUCAAGAACAGUUUAAAGCUUUCAACAAGAGCAAACAGAGGUACAGGCACAAGGAAGAGGGUGUCUGGUAAUGUGAAGCUUCCAGGGAACUGGAAAAACUUCUUGCGGAAUGAUAACAAUAAGGAUGAACUCUUCCAAUUCCUAGGACAACAAUGUGUUUCCAAGGACACAGGUGACAAGGUCAUCAUUUCCACCCUACUGGACUCUGUUGUCACCUCUAGAGAGGAUUACACCACAGAUGGACUUCAACCAUGCUCGCAUGAAGAAGCAGAUACGCGUAUCCUUCUUCAUGUCAAAGAUGCUAUGAACUGCGGGUUCAAGAGAGCAAUGAUACGAACUGUUGAUACUGAUGUUGUUGUGCUCGCUCUUGCCCAUUUCCAGGACUUGCCAGACAUCGAGCAACUCUGGAUAGCUUUUGGAACUGGCAAGGAUUUCAGGUACAUUCCAAUCCAUGAGAUUGCCCAUGCAAUAUCCCCAGAGAUGGCCAAAGGAUUGCUUUUCUUUCACGCAUUCACUGGAUGUGAUGUAACAUCCUACUUCGCCAACCACGGGAAGAAAUCUGCAUGGAAAACUUUGCUUGCAUGGCCAGAUAUCACCAACACGUUUGUUGCACUGUCACGGCCGUGUACAGCACAACUACCAGAUGAAGUUGUUCUAGAACUUGAACGAUUCGUUGUCCUGAUGUACUGCCGGACCAGUGAUGAGACUCGUGUCAAUGAAGCCAGAAUGGAACUUUUCGCAAAAAUGAAAAGAAACAUCGAGAACAUCCCUCCAACAAGAGCUGUCUUAGAACAACACAUCAAGCGAUCAGCUUACCAGUCAGGCCAUGUGUGGGGACAAUCACUUGAAAUACAACCUCAAAUUCCUGAUGUCACUGAAUGGGGGUGGGAAUCGACCGAAUCAGAUGGUUUUGUUCCUAAGUGGUCCACCUUGCCCAUCGCCGAAGCAGCUUGUCUUGAAUUAAUUUCCUGUAACUGCAUCAAAUCUUGCAAGGGAAACUGCAAGUACUUCAAGACAAAGCUGGAAUGUACUGCACUUUGCAAAUGUGGAGGGGUAUGUUAUAAGUAGGAGAUCAGAAUAGAUAAAUGUGGACAGGACAUCCUUAUCCCUUAUUUUUCAUCUAUACCACAAAAAUCUCGACAAACAUCUCAUCAACAGUGCAGUUAAUUGUUCGCUGAUUAUUGGAUCCUCUGCAAGACACUCCAAGGUUAGCCAACAUCCUUACCUGGGAAUCCAACUGUCUAACACUCUUAUUUUGGGUAUGUCAAUGCCUAAUGGUUGCACUAGCGUGGACUACAUGGUGGCCAUCUGAGAAUCCUCUGAUUUUGACACAACCAACAUUUUUCAAAUCACCAAAAUGGAUAUAUAAGUUUGAACUGUGUGCUUGUCUUCGUGCAAAUAUAGGUAUUAACAGGUUUGCAAAAAGACUAUAUUGUGGCUAUAUGGUGAAAUGAGCUCAUUUGAAAUAUGUUCAAAGGUAUCAUGAUCAUUGGCAUAUCGUAUAUUGUCACAUAUAUUGUGUAAUAGCAAGGCGGCCAUCUUGAAAUCAAAUACCGCAGAUGCAAGUUCUGACAUUGGCAAUGUUUUUUUAGACAUCGAAAACACUUGAACUCCUAAAUAUGGACAGAGGGUAUGUUGAUUUCUGCAGCCAUAUUUGAAUUCAAAAUGGCGGCCCCAGAGGGUGUUAUUUCUUAAUUUCAAUUUUGCAGACUUCUGAUAUAGAUUAUGAUAAUAAGUAAUAACUUUCUGGACAAAAAAACACAGGAAUAGUCGUUUAGAUUUAACUCCAAGGUGA
Molecule: messenger RNA, 5347 nt
Organism: Lytechinus pictus (painted urchin)
Lineage: Eukaryota; Metazoa; Echinodermata; Echinoidea; Temnopleuroida; Toxopneustidae
Exons: 2
Coding region: 1-4620 (1539 amino acids)
Source: RefSeq, a predicted model, not a curated record